Messenger RNA from Hibiscus syriacus, 989 nucleotides. RefSeq names its product transcription factor MYB73-like. The transcript has a single exon. Gene Ontology annotation, molecular function: RNA polymerase II cis-regulatory region sequence-specific DNA binding; DNA-binding transcription factor activity, RNA polymerase II-specific. NCBI's taxonomy places the organism in Eukaryota, Viridiplantae, Streptophyta, Magnoliopsida, Malvales, Malvaceae. Gene Ontology annotation, biological process: regulation of DNA-templated transcription. Gene Ontology annotation, cellular component: nucleus. Bases 57 to 782 code for a protein of 241 amino acids. The record is from RefSeq and is a predicted model, not a curated record.
GAUAGGCGAUCGCCAUUGGGAGAAAAGACAGAAAUCGACGGUUUAUUAUUGAACCAAUGGAUCAAGACGUUGAUCGUGUGAAGGGUCCAUGGCGACCGGAGGAGGACGAGGCAUUGCGGAAGCUUGUGCAGCGCCACGGUCCGAGGAACUGGUCUUUGAUAUCGGGGUCGAUCCCCGGUCGAUCGGGAAAAUCGUGCAGGCUGCGGUGGUGCAACCAGUUGUCGCCUGAAGUGGAGCACCGAUCGUUCACUGCGGAGGAAGAUGAGAUCAUCAUCAUAGCGCACGCCAAGUUCGGAAACAAGUGGGCCACCAUCUCGAGGCUGCUCAACGGUCGUACGGACAACGCCGUUAAAAACCACUGGAACUCGACCUUGAAACGACGACGACCGGACGAGGACAGAGGUUCUGCUCAUGAAUCGGAGAUGCGACCGGGAAAACGCUUGAGAUCCGUUAGUGUCAUCAGUGACCCCGGCAGUCCUUCGGGGUCUGACGUCAGCGAUCUGGGACUGAGCGGCGCCGAGUCGACUCAACUGCAAAAUUCUCGUGCCGUAUCGACUGCGCUUACGCUCGGGCGUUCUUGGAGCGACGAGUUGGUUGAGUCGAACAACGAUAAUACGUGUACGAAUAAACAGCUGUGCUUAUUAGCGGGAAACCGUCAUGGUAGCGGUACAUAUACGGCACCUUUUGGACCUGAGAUCAUGGCCGCAAUGCGGGAGAUGAUUAGGAAAGAAGUGAGAGAUUGCAUGGCAGAGUUUGGAUUCCAGAACGAAAGCUGGGGUUAAAGACGAUUUAAUGAUCUGUUAAUUUUGAAUAAGUGGUCGUUAAACAAGAUUCACCAAACGAAGAUCAAUUUAUUUGGAGGUAGGAGAACCCAGAAAAAUUCGAAGAUUUUUGAUCAAUUUUGACGAACAAAUCAACUGCUUGUGCUUUUGAACUAUUCAAUUUAUUUAUUUUCAAAUUAUUAUUAAAAAGCUUAGGUCUCUUUUCAU